Molecule: messenger RNA, 3085 nt
Organism: Phymastichus coffea
Lineage: Eukaryota; Metazoa; Arthropoda; Insecta; Hymenoptera; Eulophidae
Gene: Ir25a
Product: ionotropic receptor 25a-like
Exons: 7
Coding region: 295-3084 (929 amino acids)
Biological process (GO): synaptic transmission, glutamatergic; monoatomic ion transport; modulation of chemical synaptic transmission
Cellular component (GO): postsynaptic membrane; plasma membrane
Molecular function (GO): transmitter-gated monoatomic ion channel activity involved in regulation of postsynaptic membrane potential; glutamate-gated receptor activity
Source: RefSeq, a predicted model, not a curated record
GCUGCUGCUCUCCAGCUGGCCGGGACGAGCUUUCGAGGCAGGGCGCGCGUUGACUGCGGGAAUUGAUCAUGGUCGUCGGGAUCGUGGGACAGCCAGGACGAACAACCGGAAAUGAUCGAUGAAGCGGGCGAAAGUGGCGUCGGCGGCGGUGUCGACGGCGACGACGCGCGGGAGACAGAGUCCGUCCCCGCGGCAACGCACAGGCCAAACAUCGCGAUGAGCCCGCACGCGCUCGGUUAGCCCGCUCCACUCACCCACUGGCCGUAUUUGCCGAGGCAACAUCCGCUGGUGAGCAUGUGCGCCGUCCUACUCUGGCUCCUCGCGCUCGCUGCGGCAGGAGAAGGACCCGUCGAGGCCCAGCACAGCCGCGUCCCCAACAGGCCCGUCAACCUUUUCGUCAUCAACGACGCGGGCAAUGACGUGGCGAACAAGAGCGUGACCAAUUCGCUGCGAGCACUCAAAGACAAGAGUCCCGACAAACUCGGCCGAGUGUACAUAGCUCGGGUCAAUGUUACCGAUCCGAGGGAGACCCUCAACGCCAUUUGCGAGGUUUGGAAGGGCGCCAUAAGCGGGAACGAGGCUGACCUGCCCGACCUGGUGCUGGACACCACGACCUACGGUCUCGGCGCUGAGACCGUCAACAGAUUCACCGCUCUGCUCGGGAUACCAACUCUGUCGGCGCAGUUCGGCCAGGAAGGCGACUUGCUGGGAUGGAGAGACAUUUCCGAGGAUCAGAAACAGUACCUGGUGCAAGUGAUGAACCCGGCGGACCUGAUGCCGGAGGUGGUGCGCGAGCAGUGCUCGCACUUCAAUAUCAGCAACGCGGCGAUCUUGUUCGACGAGACGUUCGUGAUGGACCACAAGUACAAGAGCCUGCUGCUGAACGUGCCCACGCGCCACGUGAUCGUGCCCGCGAGGCCUGCGGGCGCGGCGCUGCGCGAGCAGAUCUCGCGCCUGCGCGACCUGGACAUCGUGAACUUCUUCGUGCUGGGUAGCGAGGCAACCAUCUCCGCGGCCCUGCAGGCGGCCAACAGCCUGGACUUCACCGACCACCGCUACGGCUGGUUCGGCGUCACCCUCAACGAGGACUCGAGCGUCCGGUGCGAGGACUGCCGACGCGCGCGCAUCCUCGUGUUCAAGCCCGAGGCGUCGGGCAACCAGCAGCAGCUGAGCGAGCUGACCAGCAAGGGCGCCCUGCCCAAGCCCUGGAUCCAGUCGGCCUUCUACUACGACCUGGCCAGAAUCGGCGUGCUGGCCAUGAAGGCGGCCGUGGACGCGGCCGAGUGGAAGCCGGGCCGGCGCACGUUCGUCAGCUGCGACGACUACGGCGACAACAGCACCACGCCGCCGCGGAAGCUGGACCUGCGCAAGCGGCUCGGCCAGCUGACCGACGGGGGCGGCGCCUUCGCGCCGACCUACGCGGGCUUCGGCUGGGGCGGCAAGAACGGCGAGCACCAGGCCAAGUUCGAGGUGAACGGCGUGGCCGUCCAGGUGAAGGAGGGCCGCGUCACCAGCGAGGAGCCAGUCGAGAGCUGGCAGGCCGGCGUCGACGCGUCCCUCAGCCUGACGAACCCGGGCCUGGCAGCCAACCAGACGGCGGUCACGAGCUACCGCGUGGUCACGGUGAUCAAGCCGCCGUUCGUCAUGCGCGACAACCGCACGGGCGAGUGGUCGGGCUACUGCAUCGACCUGCUCAACAAGAUCCGCGAGCACGUCAAGUUCGAGUACACGAUCGAGGAGGUGGCGGACGGCCAGUACGGCAACAUGGACGAGCAGGGCAACUGGAACGGCAUGGUGAAGGUGCUGAAGGACAAGAAGGCCGACAUCGCGCUGGGCGCCCUCGCGGUGAUGGCCGAGCGCGAGAACGUCAUCGACUACACGGUGCCCUACUACGACCUCGUGGGCAUCUCCAUCCUGCGCCGCAAGCCCAAGAUCCAGACCUCGCUCUUCAAGUUCCUCACCGUCCUCGAGACGGACGUCUGGCUGUGCAUCCUCGGCGCCUACUUCUUCACCAGCCUGCUCAUGUGGCUCUUCGACAAGUUCUCGCCCUACAGCUACCAGAACAAUCGCGAGAAGUACAAGGACGACGACGAGCGCCGAGAGUUCACGCUCAAGGAGUGCCUCUGGUUCUGCAUGACCUCGCUCACGCCGCAGGGCGGCGGCGAGGCGCCCAAGAACUUGUCCGGCAGGCUGGUCGCCGCCACCUGGUGGCUCUUCGGCUUCAUCAUCAUCGCCUCCUACACCGCCAAUCUGGCCGCCUUCCUCACCGUCUCGCGACUCGACGCUCCCAUCGAGUCGCUCGAGGACCUCAGCAAGCAGUACAAGAUCCAGUUCGCCCCCGUUCUCAACUCGUCCGAGUACCGCUACUUCGAGAGGAUGGCUGCCAUCGAGAAGCGAUUUUACGAGAUUUGGAAGGACAUGAGUUUGAACGACAGCCUGAGCGACGUCGAGCGUUCGAAGCUGGCGGUGUGGGACUAUCCGGUGAGCGACAAGUACACCAAGAUAUUCCAGACGAUGCACGACACCGGCUUCCCGAAAAGUCACGACGAAGCCCUGGAGAGAGUGAGGAAAGCCGAGCCCAGCGAGUUCGCGUACAUCGGCGACGCUACCGAUAUCAAGUACCUCGUCAUGACCGACUGCGAGUUCACUCAGAUCGGCGAUGAGUUUUCCAGAAAGCCCUACGCCAUUGCCGUGCAGCAAGGAUCGCCGCUCAAAGAUCAAUUCAACAACGCAAUCCUGCUGAUGCUGAAUCGUCGCGAAUUGGAGAAAUUGAAGGACACCUGGUGGAACAGGAAUCCGGCGCGCAAGACUUGCGGCCGCGACGACGACCAGAGCGACGGCAUCAGCAUCCAAAACAUCGGCGGCGUCUUCAUUGUGAUCUUCGUGGGUAUCGGCCUCGCCUGCGUCACUCUCAUCUUCGAGUACUACUACUACCGCUACAGACCGCAGGCACGCCAGAAGCGCCAGUCGCAGAGUCAGCACAAGAGCAAUUCCAAAAACCCGAUAUCGAGCCUCAAGUCGAUGAAAUUUAAUUUCAGGCCCGCGCCUGCCCAACAGCUAGAGCCGAAUAACCGUCGGUUCUGAA